AUGAAAGAUGAAAAAAGAGAGAAUUAUUUGUGGGCACUUACCCAAGUGUCUUGCUUAUUUGAUAACACUGAGCCACCUAAAGUUUUUGUAACAGAUUGCAAAUUAGCACUUAUACAUGCAAUCCAUAAUAUAUUUCCAAACUCAAAAAAUAUUCUUUGUAGAUGGCACGUGGAAAAAAAUAUCUUAACUAAAUGUAAGGAAUCAUGGUUGCCAUUAAAAGAAAGCUUUAUUAGUACAUGGGUUGAUCAUUAUCUUCAUUUGGAUAAUACAACAAUAUCUCGUGUAGAAGGUUCUUAUUUAGUAUUAAAAAAAUACUUUCAAAUUUUAAUGGGUAACUUAAAUAUAGUUUAUGAGAAAAUUUCACUAUUAUUAGAAAAUCAACAUCAUGAAAUCAAAGCAAUGAUUGCUAAAGAUAAAACCUGUAUUGCACAUGCCCAAAAUAUCUCUUUUUAUAAUAAGCUCAUUAUUAAAAUUUUAGCAUUUUCCUUAAGAAAAAUAUAUGAACAAUAUCUUAAAGCUCUACAAGCAACUUUUGCCAACCUACUUGAACCUUGCACUAACCAAUCAUUAAAUCUUAAUAAUAUUCAUCAUCACUGGUGGAUCAAAGACAAUCAACUACUCCUACAAAGACAAAAUAGAAUUAAUGAUCAUUCAUUACUACAAUUAUUGCAAGACUUUAAUCAGCAAUACGAUACUUGGUCAGCUUCACAACAAACAGCAGCUUAUCAUAAGCUGUCUGAGUUAAUCAAAGAACCAAUGCUUUUGUUAGAUCCAAUAAUACAACAACAUACCAGAGGACAACCAGCUGGCUUAUGGAACAAAGCUCAAACCUCUAUCCAAAGGAUUUCAUUGGCUUUUGAAUUAGAAUAG
Molecule: messenger RNA, 870 nt
Organism: Cetraspora pellucida
Lineage: Eukaryota; Fungi; Glomeromycota; Glomeromycetes; Diversisporales; Gigasporaceae
Source: the annotation of a GenBank genome assembly